Colletotrichum navitas is the source of this 788-nucleotide messenger RNA. RefSeq lists its product as uncharacterized. The transcript has 2 exons. The record is from RefSeq and is a predicted model, not a curated record. NCBI's taxonomy places the organism in Eukaryota, Fungi, Ascomycota, Sordariomycetes, Glomerellales, Glomerellaceae. The coding region runs from base 119 to 649 and encodes 176 amino acids.
CCUCACCUCGUCCCCGCCUGAUCAAGGAAAGCUACAAAAACGUACAGACAGGUAUGGCCGUCGCAACCCUUCUUCUCAUUUAACACAUAUAGACCGAGAUGGCCCGCCAGCUACAACUAUGUUUGUUUCUCUCUUUCCCACGGAGAAAAAGAUAGCUUGCAUGCAUGCACGUCCCAGAACCCUUUUUCCAAUUCCGAAGAAGCACACAGGCCGUCCACCCUUAUCCCUCUCACUUGUCCUGUCACAGCGGCGUAGAAACAUCCCUCCCCAGCCCAAACAACCGGGAAAGGUCGUUUCCUUUUCCCGGGCCUCUCCUCUCUGCCGUCGUCUCCCAAGCAUGUCUUCCAACACUCCACAGCAGGGCUCGGUCAGCACCAACUCUUCGGCUACAAAAACAGUAACCUCUAGUGAAGCCCGCGGCCAGAGAGACGCGCGCAUUCAAACAUUCCUCUCGGACCAGUCCCUUCGUCUUGUUCACGGGACCGUCACAACUCAACAGCGUUCGUCGUCGCUAGCGGCUGCUGCCGUUGCCGACAUCGAUCACCUCGGGCUAGGCUCCAGUGGCGCCGGCGCCGGCGGUGCUGUCGGGCAGCCCGUCGACGCCGUGCCUUUAGCCUUGCGCGGAACCGGAUCACAGUUCGGGAAUUAAGAUACCUAGCGACACUGUCAAAACGUAUCAAAAAGUCGGAUAUGAUGAGAGCGCCACUGCCGUGGGUGGAGUGUUUCCAAAAAAGGAAUAGCGUCUGCAAGGGUUCCAGACAGACACGCCCCCCAUGGCACCUGCCGUU